AUGUUCUUGCAACUAAUAACCACGCUUUUACUCCUCCUACCUCUCACAUGGGGUGGACGCAACAUCUACAAAUUGUACCAGAACUAUAUCUUAGCCAAAAAGAUCGGUGUACUAAUCAUUAUUCUUACGCUGAGUCCCCAAAAUCCAAUAUGGAUGCUACUUGCAGAUAUUAUUGUGCCUCUCUUUCAGAAACUCAGUAUUACUCGUUCGUGGCCAUUGAUCAGAUUCGGCAGAAGAGCAUGGGAAUUCAAGGAUAAAGCACAGAUUCAUUUGGAAAUUGGGGACAUCUUUAUCAUGGUUACGCCGGAUAAAAACAUUUUGUAUAUUUGUGAUGCUGAUACUUUGAGCGAAGUACUGCUGAGAAGAAAUGAAUUUAAGAGGCCGAGGGAGGUUCUUGAGAUGUUGAAUGUGUUUGGACCAAAUAUCUCCACGGUACCAGACGAAGACUGGCCUCGACACAAAAAAGCCACAGGUCCACCUUUCAGCAAUGAGCAAACCAACAACCUAGUAUGGCAAGAAGCUCUUCGGCAAACUCAGGAAAUGAUGCAUUAUUGGAUUGACCAGAGGGAAUUGGCCCUACGAACUACCGCCGAGGAUGCCAAAACUUUUUCACUAAACAUCCUCACAAGUGCUGGGCUUGGUAAAUCAUAUUCUUUCAAACCUUCAUCAAACAUAGAUAAUGAUCCAGGUCAUGCAAUGAGUUACAAAGAAUCAUUAAGCUUGAUCGUCGGAAGCGCGAUUCCAAUACUGAUAAUUGGACCCAACUUUCUCUUAAAAAGGAUACGGUAUCUUCCUAAAUUAUUGCAGAACAUCGCUCAAGCCACCGUAGAAUUCAAAGCAUAUAUGAAAGAGAUGGUACGAGAAGAGCGAGAAUUAAUCGCCAAAGGCAAACAGUCUAAGCCUAAUUUGAUGACAUCUCUAAUCCGAGCCUCGCAAUCCAGUUCCGAGUUCAAGACUGACGAUAUGGAUCCCAGGAGUAAGCAAUCUGGGUUAUCGGAAUCCGAGAUCUUUGGAAACAUGUUUGUGUUUAAUUUUGCAGGUCAUGAUACGAUAUCCCAUACACUUUGCUAUGCUCUGAAUCUCCUUGCUGCCCAUCCUACUGUGCAGGAUUGGAUUUCUGAAGAAGUGAAUGCGGUAUUCUUGGAUUCGGAUGCUUCCACUUGGGAUUAUGCAGACUCUUUUCCUAAGCUGAAAUAUUGUAUGGCCGUCAUGCUAGAGACACUCCGUCUUUACCACCCUCUUGUUACAUUCACAAAAUCGACAGGAAAUUUUCCAACAACCGUCACAUAUGAUUCUAAAGAACUCAAUCUACCACCAAACAUAAUGAUCUUGCCUAACCUCUUGGGUAUACAAGCCCAUCCCCGCUACUGGGGACCAGAUCGACUUCUCUGGGGUCCAUUUCGUUGGAUCAUCGCAUCCUCAAACCAAAAUGGUGAAUUGACAGAAGAACUUUGGACACCGCCUAAAGGUUCAUACAUGCCGUGGUCCGAAGGGCCUCGAGGAUGUCCGGGCAAGAAAUUUGGUCAGGUGGAAUUUGUAGCUGCGAUGGCGGGAUUAUUCUAUAGACACAGAGUAGAGAUUGUGAAAGAAGGCGGGGAGAAUCAGGAAGAAGCUGAGAAGAGAGUUAAGGCGUUUGUGGAUGAUAGUGCCAUGGUACUUUUGCUACAGAUGAUGCAUCCCGAGAAGGCUGGUUUGAGAUGGGUUAGAAAGGGAUGA
Messenger RNA from Botrytis sinoallii, 1716 nucleotides. RefSeq lists its product as uncharacterized. The record is from RefSeq and is a predicted model, not a curated record. The coding region runs from base 1 to 1716 and encodes 571 amino acids. The transcript is spliced from 4 exons. Gene Ontology annotation, molecular function: oxidoreductase activity, acting on paired donors, with incorporation or reduction of molecular oxygen; monooxygenase activity; iron ion binding. Lineage: Eukaryota; Fungi; Ascomycota; Leotiomycetes; Helotiales; Sclerotiniaceae.